AUGCUUCCUCACCUCGCCCGGAUGGAGGGCUGGUGGCUCGGCCCAGGCUUUGACCUUCUACUCGAGCUCGUCAACGCCGACCACGUCCACGUCGCCCGCCAGGACUGUCGCUUUCUGCACGCCAUCCAAGCCAGGCUCCGCGCGUUUGACAACUCCCGAGACGCUUUCGACCGGUGCGCCCCUCCGGCUGCCACUGCGUCUUGGGCGAGUGCGAAUUCCAAUCCCCGGAAAAAGCUGCGCGGCGCGUUGGAGCUCAUUUUCAAACCAGCCGACGAUGGAGGCUUGCAACAAGGCCAGGCGUUGGAGGGCUUGGCUCUGCUACAAGAGGUGGAGGCUCAUCGCCUCGAGCUGAUCAAGGCAGCCAAGCGCGCUGUGCAAAGCUGCGCAAAGGACGACGGCACGUACCACGUCGUCGACGUGUUGAAUCAAACCACCACGGAGAGAUACGCCUCGUUCCAGCUGGGGUUCCGCGUUCUGUACUUGGUAGACGUUUUACCAACCGGUCGCAUAUGCCAACACGACGCCGCCAAAGCCAUGGCUCGCCUCAACGCCCUGUUCCCGCCAGAUCUGACAGCUCACGCGCAUCAGCCCCCCAGCCUCGCUCCUUGCACCCCGGAACUACGAGACAGCAUACGAUUUUGCGUUUACGAGUAUUUGAUGAGCGAGCAUGAGAAAUCUCCGCAAGAUUGCGAGCUAUUCAUGCGCAGAUUCACCCGGUCCUGCAGCUUGCCUUACGACCAGGCCCGGCAUUCGCUCCUCAAGUAUUCGGUAGAGUUUGAAAAGGUCGAGGAGGCGUGUCUCAGCAUACUCAACGCUGCGGAAGACGCGCGUUCUACCGCAGAGCGGAUAACCCGCGCUCCGAGUCUAUCCCGCACGCUCUCGCCUUCAUCCGACGAUUCGAGAAGCUUGGAAGCAGCCCGCGAUGCCUCCAGCUCGCAUAGCGGCGGCGGCGGCGGCGACGCGUUUGAACAACCUGCAGACGCAUCAAUUCAUUCCUCUGUUCGGACUUGCGCCGCUACGUGCAGCCCGCUCGACAACUACUACUCCCCUCUGCUGAAGGGGAUGCCCGGUCGCGAAAUAUCUGCGGCAAAAACAGACGGCGCCGCAUUCGCCAUGGACUUUUCUGCACCCGACGUGCUCGUCUACCCCGACGACUUGUCCAAAGAGGACUUUGAUAUGCACCCGCUUGCCAAACAUAUGGACAUGAGCGGCAACGAAAUGGCGCAGCUGGGUCUUUUGCUCCCCAAGGAACGUCCAAGUCGAGACUUUUAG
Messenger RNA from Ustilaginoidea virens, 1272 nucleotides. RefSeq lists its product as uncharacterized. The transcript has 2 exons. The record is from RefSeq and is a predicted model, not a curated record. The coding region runs from base 1 to 1272 and encodes 423 amino acids. Lineage: Eukaryota; Fungi; Ascomycota; Sordariomycetes; Hypocreales; Clavicipitaceae.